This is a messenger RNA of Heterobilharzia americana, 688 nucleotides long. The record is from the annotation of a GenBank genome assembly. Lineage: Eukaryota; Metazoa; Platyhelminthes; Trematoda; Strigeidida; Schistosomatidae.
AUGUAUUCGAGCAGUCAUUCCACAGCCACUGUUUGCCUUGUGUUCUUGUCAAUUCAAACAAUGUUAUGGCCAAUGGUUUAAAGUGUAUUAAGAGGGAGGAAGAUGAGGCUAAAAAAGAAGGACAGUCAUACCCUGGAGAUGGACUGUCGACACUCAGAAGACUCUUUGGUCGGUUUUAUUAUUCCUGCAAUUUAUCUGUCAAUAGGAGAUAACUCUUCACUAUUUCAGGGAAUCAACCAUAUAAUAACUAUAGCCCGUUUGCAAUUGAUCUUCUAACAAUUUUAAUCUUCGACUUUGGGGUUCACAAGCAAGCCGAUGGAUGGGAAAGACCAUUCAGAGAUAUUACUGCUGUAUUCGCUUUUAUCAUUUUUAUUCUGCUACUAUUACUUUGUGUCAUUUUAUUCCAUUACAACAAACAUUACAAGGGUUAUCUCAAGUUGGUGUUACAUCCUUCUUUAAUAUUGCUCCGUAUACGCUCGUCGAAGAAGACACAGGUGUAAUGCAUACUAUUCCAUCUCCCGUUAUUACAAAUGAACCUAGUAAGCAGCUUAAACUUGAUUCUUCUCCUAAUAUUCAUGAUGAAGGUCUAUUCGCAUGCACUAAUGUAAGAACACUAUCUGGUGGUGAAAAUUACAGAAAACAUGAUCGAUUUAGAAAUCAUCCAAUCUGCUUUUUGAAGAAUCCGUAA